Messenger RNA from Rubroshorea leprosula, 819 nucleotides. The record is from the annotation of a GenBank genome assembly. NCBI's taxonomy places the organism in Eukaryota, Viridiplantae, Streptophyta, Magnoliopsida, Malvales, Dipterocarpaceae.
ACCAAAGCAACAUCUACAGUCUGCAUGUUUUUUUUUUUAACAUGUCUACAGUCUGCAUGUUUAGUGUUUACAAAAGGGCAUGCAAGUCUCCAAGCAAAGAAAUAGGCAACAAUGAGAAAUCCAACCAUGAGAAAGCUAACCGAGUGGAUGAUCAUCUCCUUUGUCAUCGCUCUUUUCGGAGUCCUACCCCUGGUUUUAUCCCAUGCCGGUGUGGAUCCACCAACGGGAACCGCGUCUUAUUAUACUCCGACUCGUUUCUCACGAACUGCCUGUGAAGAGAAGAACGGUUCACCGAAGCUGCCCGACUCAAUCUAUCCUGUCGCAGUAAGUGACAGAUUAUGGGAUAGCGGAGCUGGGUGCGGGAGAAGAUUUAAUGUCUGGUGUAUUAGCGAGGGAUCACCUCAUUUCUGUAAGACUGGAGUAGUCAUAAAGGUGAGUAUUCAAGACAGGGCAAAAAAGAUGAAGAGCAAAGCUUCGGAUUAUGAUGUUGAUAUGAUUAUCAUCCAAUCAGGUUAUGCAAAAAUUGCAUUUCCAAAUGCAAAGUCUGUUCCGAUUCAGUACGAGAAGGUGCCAUAAUAGAUCUGAUUAUUAUUAUUGUUGAUUUGAUAAUCCUGAUCCUAUUGCAGUUUUACUGUCACCUAUUAUCUAGGAACCAGUUUGUUUAUUAGUUACUCUUUAGGACAGUGCAGGACGUGUCAAUCUGCAUGUUAGCCAUGUAGUCUUAUUUUUAGGAUUUAGUUGCGAUUUAUUUAGUUGUAUUGUUGAUGUUUUCUGCCUAUAUAAAGGCUGUUAUUAGUGAAAUAAAAUAUCAGUUCAUAU